Molecule: messenger RNA, 7427 nt
Organism: Agrilus planipennis (emerald ash borer)
Lineage: Eukaryota; Metazoa; Arthropoda; Insecta; Coleoptera; Buprestidae
Exons: 8
Coding region: 105-7376 (2423 amino acids)
Source: RefSeq, a predicted model, not a curated record
UUCAUUUGAAAACAUGUCAUUAAUUUAAUAUGAUCUUACAGCAAUAAUAAUAAAAUUCGAAUGUUUCCUAAAACCGUUCACCUUUCUCUAAGUUUAAGGGGUAUAUGGCUGUAGAUUUCUCCAAUAAACUACUAUUGGUACUUAUCUUAAUUUCGUCUCCAGUUGAAGUAGCCAAUCCUAACAUAUUUCAAAGAUUUACACCCCGAAGAGAAUAUUCCCCCGAGUUGAACCACUUUUUAGAACUUUUGCAUGACUCCAAAGAAGACUUAAAAUGGAUUGAAAAGACUGCACGUGAUGUUCUUCACGCGAAAGAAAGACGUCAUAUACAAUCUGAAAAAAAGUUUCGGAAUGGAUACAUGUAUCCAAGGCAAGAUAAGAAUAAUUUUUACAACGAUAAAAGUACACGUUCAGUAAAUAACAAGCAUAUUGUUCCUGCAAGACCUGAAAACGACGCUUUCCCGUACAUGUACGCCAAGCAAUAUUAUCGUAAGAAAAGACUUUUUGACAGACGGAGAAAAAGGACUCUUCCAAGACGAAUAGAGAGCAUAUAUCGCAGGAGAAAUGAAUGGGACGAUAAACCCCAUAUUGACUAUAACAAGUAUCACAAUACCCAAUUUAGAAGAGACACUAACUACAUUGGUGAAGAGAAACCACGUCGUAUGAAUGUUGACAUUUUUCCAAGAAGUCAAGAGGGUGUGCUUAGAAAGCAUGACUUUCCAGAUGAUGAACAUGUUAAAAACGAUAAACUGAUACGUGUGAGUAAGAGUUGUGGUUGUAAAGGGCACAAAAACGGUCCCAAGUGUCAAACAUCCAAUUGCAAACAUAAGACACACGUAUCAUGCCAGCCUGGAUCCAAAUGCAAGGAAAAUCACAAUGCCCACGACCUAAUAUACGAAGAUUAUUUAGCAGGACCGGAUGUGGCCGAUAUUGAUUUAGACGACGAAUUAAUAGAAGAUUCGCUAGGUGAUUUAGAAGUGAAUACCGAUAGAGAAUACAGAAAAAGUAAAGACAUAUUUAAGUGGUUCAAACAUAAAGAUCAAUCCAAAGUUCAAAACGAAGAAGGCUCAGUAAGUAAUUCUGGGUUAGAUUCGAAUGAAGCAAAGAUACAAACAAAAACUUCGAAAAGAGGAAAAGGUAGUGCUGCCUGUGAUUUUGAAAAAUGUAAAGGCGAUUCGGUUAAGUGCGGAUGCUCGUCCAAAAAAACGAUGGGAAAUUCUAAAUCAGAAUCUAGUUAUGGGACAUCAAAAGAAAAAAUGACCCCUAAAAAUCACAAUAAUGAUAAAAAAGUAGGAAGUAAACAUCGAUGUGGAAAAGAUUCCAACAGGAGCAAGUACAACAAAAGUGAUAAAAAAGGAGCGCAACAAAAUAAACGUGAAACAGGACAUUUAGAGGAAAAUAAGGAAAAACGAAGUAAAAUUAAAAAAUUACCUGGUAAAGAUUUCAUUAAGAAAUUACGAAGUAAAAGUAUUAAAAAAGAAAAAUGUAAAACUUCUGACAAAACUGACGACGAAGACAUGAACGACAGUAGUACCAAAUUUGGCAUUGAAAGACUAGUUACUAGAACAGCUCAUUCUGAAAGGAGCUGUACUGCGAAAGGUUGCCAGCAAGAACCAUCGACAGAAAAAAAAAUAUUUACAAAUGAGCGCAACAAUAAAGAAGAAGAAGAAGAAGAAGAUAUAAAUGAUGCAAAGACAAAAAAAAGUCAUAAAAAUUGUAAAGACUGUAAAGAACAUAAGCAAUCAUCUGAUUCAAAUAUCAAAGAUAGAUUAAAAAGUAAAAUAUUUCCCAAGAAAAGCAAAAGUUCCAGUAAAAUAAUUAGUCGCCACUCCGGUCAAGAAGAUCUAAAUUCCUACAAAGAUUUAAAGAAGCUAAUCUCGUUGAUUUCGGAUGCUACCAGUAAUAGGCCUCCUAAAGACAUUAACAAUUUAUCCGCGCAAGACACCCGCCAUUUACUUAAUACGAAUGCCAUAAAAAAAAAGGUUGAUGAACUUAUGCAAAUUUUAAAUGAAUCAAAAGGAACCAAAAGGAUUUCUAUAGAUUCGAAUGAAAACGAUGUAGAGAAUCAGCUUAAAUCUCCAACAAAUAUAAUAAAAAGAAGAUCGCAAAGGGAUGAUCACGUUGAUAAAGAAACCUCCACUUUAUUUACUGAUAACCCUACUGUCAUUGAAAAAGUUAUUACGAAAAUGUUAUCAACAGAUAAGACUGAUCAGAAACCACAGUACGAUGCAUCAUCCACUCCAUCAAUUGAAAAGACCUCAGACAAUCAUAUUAAUACUCUCGAUGAAUUACAGGAACCUACAUCUGCUGGAGAACAGCGUAAUCUUCUCAACGAAAACCCUGUUUUAUCAAUGCCACAACAAACUACAACAAAUGAAAAUUUAGACACCACCACAGAUAAUGUUAUACAAAUAAUAAAACUGAAAAGAAAUCCACUAGCAAUAGCGGAUCAGUUCUUUGGUUCCCAGAAAGAAGGAGCGCCUCAUGUCAAAAAAAUACUCAAAGAGGAAAACGAACCAGUUAUAAAUAUAAAUCAAGAUAAAUCGGACAUUCACAAUGAAGACAAUGGCAUAUCAGCAUCUUCUUCUGGCAACACCAAGUUGGAACGGAAUAAUAGAUUUGAUACUCAAGAACCUUUUCUGGGCAACGAUUAUUCGGACAAUUUGGAAAACUAUUACGAUUAUGAAGCAGACUACGACUCUCGAGCGCAAAGGGAAAAGAGAGAUUACAAUAAAUUUAAGAGCUUCAAAAGUCGUAAGCUUCAUUCAGUUCAACCAUCGACAUUGCAAAAACCGAAAAUCUCUGAAGACAAUUCAGAAGACUCUUCACAUCUCCGCAACAAUAACGAUUUCAUUGAAUUCUACGAUGAUCCUAGUUGGGACAUUCCAUUAAAUAAUGCUGAUACACGGAUCCAGAAAAGAUCGGAGGAUGACGAAUAUGAAGAAGCCGAUCCUGUAAUAGGCGAGAAAGUGAAGUACAACCUUAUCAAAAAUUCUCAAGUACGCUUCGAUAAUAAGUUUAACAAUGCCCAAAGUGCGGACGAAUAUUACGCGAAAAAAACAAACAAACAUAUCAUCGAUAGUAUCAGUGGUAAUUCUUUGCAUAAAAUGAAACAGAGAGAAGAUGAAAAUGAUAACGAAGAUAUAAUAACAAUCAAAGAAAAUUUCGAGUUUUUCCCCCAUGAACAACAGGAAACAUCGGAAAUUUCCUCCGAACCUACCCCUACAACUUCCGAUGUCGUCAGCCUUAACCCUUCCAAUAGUAAUAAUAUAAUGACACUUCAAGGGAACCUUAGAAUUUCUCCCCAAGUACAAGACAAACAAUUUCUUGUAAAUAUUCAACGAUCCUCAACAUUAUCGACGGAACCACCCACAGAUCAGAACCUUGAUUUUACCCUUCAACCGAUCGAAUUUUCAUCUAACGCAUUUCAAAGGGACGUUAUAAAUCCACCGCUUAUGUUACCGAGAGUAACAAUUUACCCCCAUAUGUUACUCCUUGCAACAAAGAUUUCUCUUAAUCCUAUCGGUAAAUCCUUAAGAAAAGCGAAUGUUUUCCCUGAGCAAUCGUCUUCAAGUUCAACAGAAUCCAACGGUUAUCUCAUGUUUACAACUCCACAAAUUUCCGACCAAAAUUCAAAGUUAAGUUCUUGGCAUACCACGAAGAAGUCAACAAAAUUUACGAACUUGCUGAAAAAUAAAUUUAAACACCAUAAGGAUCCCGUAUUAGACAUAAUCCGCAACAAUGAAAUUGGACUAUCUAUUAGUGGUUUAAAACGGGAGAAGAAAACAGUUGCAAAAGGGUUACAAUUCAAUGAGGUGGAAAACUCAGCUCAAAAUACUGAUAAACACAGAUUAAAACGUACAGUAACAAGUAUCUCACCAUCGGUAACGACAACUCCCCUUUCUGAAUCAACUAUAACUUACCCCAAAAAAAUUACUUCCCAGCUUAAAAGCACUACCUACGUGUAUCUUAGUCCGAAAUACAUAGAAGCAAAUGAAAACGAGGAUUAUUUAGCAGAUUACUCUAAUUCAGAUGAUCAAAACCUCAACCGAAAUUUAAGAUGCAUACAUUUUUUUAAUUCCGCAAAAAAGCCGACCGACUAUAAAAAAAAUUUCGUCAAUCAAAAAUCUCAUUGCUCCAAACAUAAUCGUCUUCAAAAACUUCAUCUCAAAAAUAAAGAAAAUGAGAAACUUAGAAAGGAUGGUCAACAAGUCAGAUAUGAAGAAGACAAUGACUUACCAUACUCCACAAUAAAAAAAUAUAAUGAAGAUACUCCCACUGAAGAGAAGUAUAAAGAUAUACAAGUACCCAUCGAAAGAAAUGUACUUCUCAAUUUCUUGCCACUCAAAGAUAAUACAUUUCUUCAAAACCAUGAACUUCCUAUCGAUGAUUCAAAUUCAUACACGUCGCUCGAUAAACCUUCAGGAAUUCCCUUUGAUCGCCGUGAAUAUCAGAUAGUGAAACCUUCUGGCGAAGGCUUUCCCUUUAAUAAAAUCGUGAAUCCUAAGCAACACAGUCUGCCUAAAAUGAGCAAUUUUAAUCCUUUCGAUACAAUUUUUAAAAAUGGUAAAUAUCACUUGGGCCCUGCUGAAAUAGAACCAGAAGUGAAAUAUGGAAACGAUGUUAGUCCAUUUAAAAAGGUUACUUCCGACUUCAAAAGUAACAAACAGGGUUCCAAUCCACAACUGGUUUAUGACGGAGAACAAAUACGAAAAAGCUUCCAUCCUUUUGACAGUAUCAGAAAUAUUCCUCAAUACGAACUGCGCUCUCUGGAUGAUCCACAAAGCUAUAAUCAGCAAAUCCAGUUUCCACCAAUGUUACAAGAUCAUUUUCCUUUUAAUUUGUUAGAUAAUAUCCGUGAAAUACCAACAAAAAAUGUACCUUCUUCCGCUUCAAAAAGCGAAACACAAUCUUCUGCCGACUCUCAAGCAAUUCCAAACCAAGUAAACUAUGAUUUUCCUGACAGUACUCCAGUUCUUUACUUUCCUUUUCCAUCAAACAACGACUUCAGCGGUAACAAACAAGAAAUAAAGACAGUGAAAACAAGCCACAAAGGAGGAGGUGGAAUUCAUCCAGUCGAAAAGAACUUUAAAAGCCGAUAUUACUACAACACAAUGCCAACAAAUCUUGAUAACAGUGCUGUCGAAGUACCGAACCUAAUACCUUCAGUUAAUGAAAAUAAGGAAGCAGCGUUAACACCGCAAACGAUAAGCGAUAGCAACGUCAAGCACAGCUCUCAAGUUCGUGAUAACUCAUUCGAAUUCAGUACAGCGAGCAAUGACGAAUGGCUGAAGGAUAUUCAAAAAAGAUUGCAAGGCUCCACAUUAAGCAUUUGCCUAAGUUUAUCUUCAUUUGAUGGGACUACACCGACUUCAUCAGGGGGAGCUAUCAAGCGAUUUGAAUCUCAAGUCACCCAUACUCCAUAUGAACAAUCCAAAUUAGAAGGCAAUAUUAUUCAAGCAAAAGAGUUACAGAUAGACUUGCUCAACAACCACAUAUUUGAUAGAAAACCCAGUAAAUUUACCCCAAAAUCCUUAAUAUCGAGUGAUUUCACUCCAAAAACCACUUCUGAAAGCAUCCCUUUUGGAACCACGCAUUCAGCUACCACCAAAAAUAGAAUAGCAAACGAAAAAGUGUUAAAUUCAAAACCAGAAAAAAAUAGAGAUUAUAUUGACGACUACGAUGCUUACGACGACAUGUUUGAAACAGAGGAAAGAUCUGGAAAGCUUGUACGGGAUGCUAAUGGAGAAAGACGUCGUCUGUCUUUUACAAACUCAAAAUACACACUCCCAGUACAAAGGGAUUUUUAUCAACGAAUUCGGAAGAGGUCGAGACCCAAGCAACGACUGCGUAUACAUCCAACUAACAGAAGAAUUCGAAGAGCUACCAAUCUGUUACCCAAUUAUUUAAGGAAUAUAGAAAAAUAUAAAAAUGGACAAAUUAUUCGCGAAGAUUCUCAUCAGUUUUUCGGCAACCGAAGAGAUACGAUUACCGAGACACCAUACGACCUGCAGCUGCAACCUAGCAAAAAUGUACGAAGAAGAGAUUCUAUUAAUAUAGCGACAAGUGAUGAAGCCACCAACGACAAACUUGCCUUGGCAAUCAGAGAAAGCAUUGCUGACCUUUCAAACAAACAAUGGUCUCAUUUAUUAGACAAAGACUCGCCUGCAGACGCUUUAGGAAAGCAAGUUUAUCGAGACAAUGCAGGUGUUUCGAUAGAAGUAACGAUAGACGACUCCAUCUUAAAGUUGCUUCAACAGCUCAAAGAAAUCAUGUUAAAAGAAAUAGAAAGAGAGUCUUGUCUACAAUUAACUCCAGAUCAAAGAUCUUACUUGCAAGCCAUCACGAGCGAAUCUCAAACUCACGAUCUUUAUUUUAAACGGGAAUCCCCGUCAAAGUUUUCUCACGAAACAGAGCCGGGAUAUUUCAUGUUCAAAGGCAACAAAAAGAAACGUCUGUUUUAUGACGACGAUAACAGAGCCUUGCAAAACUCUGAAUUAUCAAAAGAGAUUGAUUACGAGAAAACAAAACGAGACAUCAAAAUAAAGUACAAGAAAAUCAAAAGACUACUAAACGAAUACGAAAGACUGGACGAAGACAGUAAAACAAAAGUUGCACCAGUUGAAAACUAUCUUAAAAGAAACAUGCGGAUUCUAAGAAGUUUAUACAAAAACGUACUGAUUGAUGAAAAUAAACCGGAGUCGUUCAGUUCACGUAAGAGGCACUACAUGUAUGAUUCAAACCAAAUCACCGUUAAUCCCUAUUCAACAAUGCCCUACGAAAUUAUCAAAAAGGAAACCCAUCGCAUAAAAUCCCCUAGCAAAGAAGAACGCCACAGGCAUAACAAAAUUACAAAAAUUAAGAUUGAAAAGAAAAGAGAGCCCGCGCCUUAUUCAUCUUCUGCGAAUAAUCACAAUGCUGAAAAGUCGGUUUCUGUAAAAGAAAAUAGAAAAUUUAUUCAGCAGGAAUCGGGAAACGAUAUGAAAAGAGAUAAGCGUAAUUUAGAAACUAAUGCAAACUCUACUGCAAAUUCUUUGAAGAAAACUGUUGGCGAUGCAGUGCAUAAUUUGUUGGACAAAACAUUUAAAAAGCACCAAAAUGAAUCGACUAACUGUGUAAGCACCACAGCUGCUGUCAGCGUUACUCCAGAGACAACUCUUGCAACUUCGAGUUCAUCACCGACACAAAAUACAGCAGUUCACGAGAGAACUGUGUCAGAUGAAUAUAAACAAUUAAUCGAAGCUGUUAAACAAAGUCAUAUUAAAAGACAGAGUGACGAAAGGCUUGGUAUGUUGUUCGGAAACGCUGUGGAAGCAGACUCUCGAUCCACCGAAGAUAAUUCUAACGCAGGAUUCGAAGUGCCGAUAAUUUACAAUUAAGCUUAGAUACAUAAUUAAAUAAUUAUUACGUGCUAUUAUAUAAUAUAUUAU